This is a messenger RNA of Durotheca rogersii, 909 nucleotides long. Its product is annotated as PRP38 family-domain-containing protein. Gene Ontology annotation, cellular component: precatalytic spliceosome. The record is from RefSeq and is a predicted model, not a curated record. Lineage: Eukaryota; Fungi; Ascomycota; Sordariomycetes; Xylariales; Xylariaceae. The transcript has a single exon. Bases 1 to 909 code for a protein of 302 amino acids.
AUGGCCAAGCGCGAAACCCACCGCGCCGACGAGCGGCGAUUCCUGGACGAGCGCGGGAGCGACGUGCCGCUGGCGCCGAACGGGCUGAACCCGGCGACGAUAAUGGAGAAGGCGGUGCGGGAGCGGAUCGUGGACAGCUACUUCUGGAAGGAGCAGUGCUUCGGCGUGAACGAGGCGGACGUGGUGGACCGGGUGGUGGAGCACGUGUCGUGCGUCGGCGGGACGUACGGCACGUCGCAGCGGCCGACGCCGUUCCUGUGCCUCGCCUUCAAGCUGCUGCAGCUGGCGCCCGACGACGCGACGCUGCGCGAGUAUCUCGGCUUCGGCGGCGAGCGCUUCAAGUACCUGCGCGCCCUCGCCUGCUUCUACGCCCGCCUCACCCGCCGCCCCGAGGACGUCUACCGCCUCCUCGAGCCCUUCCUCGAGGACCGCCGCAAGCUGCGCCGCCGCGGCCGCGCCCCCGGCGCCACCCUCACCUUCGUCGACCAGUUCGUCGACGACCUCCUCACCAAGGACCGCGUCUGCGCCACCAGCCUCUGGCAGAUGCCCAAGCGCGAGAUCCUCGAGGACCUCGACCUGCUCGAGCCGCGGACGAGCCCGCUCGGCGACAUCGAGGACUUGCUGGAGGAGGAGGAGGAGGAGAAGGAGAAGGAGAAGGGGAACGAUGGGGAUGUCGAUACGGAUAAGAGGAACGACGACGAUAAUGACGACGACGACGACGAUGAGAGGGAAGGGAGCGAUGACGAAGAGGGUCAGGUCGAGGAGGAUCGAGAGGGUAGACGGCGCCGGAGGUCGACGUCCGGAUCGAGCGCGAGACUAGACCCCAGGGCGAGAGGCCGAAGCCGCUCACGAGACGACAUGGAUGUGGACGAAAGCGAUGGGGAUAGUAGAGAUGGCAGGCGACGGUAG